AUGAGCAUCAUGCGCGUGGAUUGGGACUUGCCUCUACGGUUCUUCUUUCCCUCUGUCUUUGUCGUUCUCCUCAGUCUUGUGCCUGCGGCGCUCUGGGCUGGUUCAAUGACACCAUCGGUAUCGCGGACGGUGGACAGCGGCAUGCUUUUGAUCCCAAGCUACGAGGACGUUUCGAUGAUCAAGGAGUAUCCGAUGAUGAUUGGCAGUUCGGGACCGUCGCUGCGCACGCAAAAGGGCUUCUUCACGUAUUCGGUUGGCCAGCAACAGAGUAGUCAGCUUCUGGCAUCAGCGGCUCAGGCGUCUUCUUUGGGUGGAGGGCCCCAUGUCCAUCGCAAACUCGACAACACUCAGUUCAGCUACCGAGGUCGUUCAUAUGGCGUCGGAGCAUCUAUCGGACUCAUGGAUCAAGGAAUCAGGUCGAACAGCCAGGUUGCAGGAUACAUCUACCAAGAGGAGGGCUAUCUGGCAAACGUCACUUGCACGUACAACGCAACUUCCAACUUCACUCUUUCCGGUCCCGUCAACGAGUGGAUCUAUGCAGCUUCCGGGAACCUGCCCGACAGCGAAGAAGGCCCGGAAUACUCAAACUACAUCGGCCACGACGGCAAGGCCAUUGUAGCGAUGGGCGUAGCGUACAGCGAUCGCUCCCCUCGCCGCUACCUCGCCAUCGCUGCAGGUUCAGCCUAUUCCUUCCUCAACACCACGCAAUGCGAAUUCGACUUCACACCCACCCUCUUCAACGUCACCGUCGACGUCGGCAAUCUCAACAUCACCGUCAAGCCCGUGCGCACCAUGCCCGAUUUCAACCCUCAGCGAAACGUCACGCGCACAGUAGUGCGGCAGUUCGAGCUCAUGUCUAACGACAUGACGAAUCUAUAUGUUUCGCUCCUAGGCGAGGCAUUUAACUCCAGUAUCGCGGCAUACAAGAUGUCAGAGACGUUCAAUAAUCGGACGUUUACUGAAGAGGAAGCGACACUGGCGGGUCUCACGAAUAGCAUGGUGGCGAUGGCUGAUGAUAUGUUGGUUGCGUAUGCCUCCGCGCAGCUCAUGGUUGGGCGCAUGUUCACUCAGCAACCAGCGAAGGUCUACGUCUAUGCGCUGCAGUUUGGGCAACCGAGUUACAUCUACGCUAUCUUCACGCUCAACCUCGUUAUCAUCCUCGCCGUUGUGUUUGAGGCAGUGCGCACAGCAGCGUGGUCUGCGCUUGGCCGCUUCAACUAUCUCGAUCCACGUGAUCUCAUCGUCGCUGCAUCGAGAGGUGGAGGUGACAUUGCAGCUGCAGCCGACGACAUCAUGGAGCGAAGAGAAGGAAGGAGGAUGAAGCACAUUUGGCUGUUGAGCGACCCCGACGGCGGCAACGGGUCCCUCAUCGUCAACUUACGGGGCGACCAAGACGGCCAUGUCAAGAUCGAAGUGGGCGCUGGACAGUGCAACAGAGACGCAGAGAGCGCCUACCCACCGGACGAGAAGAGCAUGUAUGUGGAACAUGGCGCUGAGACAGAGCGGGGGCCCUUGACACCCAAGACACCUAUGAAGAUGAAGGUCGGCAUUUUCGGAUCAAAGCAAUAG
Alternaria infectoria is the source of this 1569-nucleotide messenger RNA. RefSeq lists its product as uncharacterized. NCBI's taxonomy places the organism in Eukaryota, Fungi, Ascomycota, Dothideomycetes, Pleosporales, Pleosporaceae. The coding region runs from base 1 to 1569 and encodes 522 amino acids. The record is from RefSeq and is a predicted model, not a curated record. The transcript has a single exon.